Setaria italica (foxtail millet) is the source of this 5311-nucleotide messenger RNA. RefSeq names its product RING-H2 finger protein ATL73. Gene Ontology annotation, biological process: protein ubiquitination. The coding region runs from base 4417 to 5022 and encodes 201 amino acids. The transcript has a single exon. Gene Ontology annotation, molecular function: transferase activity. The record is from RefSeq and is a predicted model, not a curated record. Lineage: Eukaryota; Viridiplantae; Streptophyta; Magnoliopsida; Poales; Poaceae.
UUUCCGGCACAGAGCCUAAUCGGUGGGCAGUGGCGGCGCGGCGCGGAGCCGCUGCCGGAGGAGCUAGAACCACCGAUGACCGAGGUGGUCGGUGGUGGAGGAGCUCGCGCACAUCCUUUUUCGCGGGGUGAGAGCUCGACGCCGCCGAUGGGUCAGGGGCGAGAGGCAGGUCGGCGCCUUCGCGGCGCGGUGCCGCCGCUGCCUCGUCGGUCGUAGCACCAACCACCAAGCGCCACGUCGGUGAGCUCACGUCAGCGUCCCCUCGCUUCCUGCUAAGAUGCAGCGUCCUGACUCCUGAUGCGUUCUCCCGAGGAUUGCUGCAACUUGUGUGGCCAUAUCAAUGCGUUCUCCCGAGGCUAGUAUUGAGGCACGCGGUGAUUGGUUGGGACAAAUUUAGGACUUCUCAUUUUUGUGACAAAAAGAGAUAAUAAGCAUCCAAAGGAAAAUUAGCACAAACAUCUCUUGUACAUAUUACAACUUAUCCUGUCUCCUGAGUGCUUGUGAGUUGGGUCCUAAGACCAAUUUAAGCCGCCUUCUUAGAUCCCUGGUGGAAAAUUAUAUUGUAGAUUCAGGUGGGAAGUGGGAGUGCCAUUCGAGGCAUAAACGCCCGAAUCGACUAGUUAUUUGCAACCCUCGGUGGUCAGUGCCAUCUAGUUCAUUGUUAAAUCGAUAAACUUUAGUAAUAAUGCAUGCAGUUCCACCAACCACUAGCAGACAUAAAGGUAAUCUAUCUAUCGGAUAGGAUUGGGAUUGCUCGUUCGACUAGAUAUCACAUUUGCUUUUACCUUGAUCCAACAUGUUUUAAUCAGUGGUUGAAGGAUCCAAUCAACAAAGGCAUGAAUAUCUCUUGAUAUGCAUCAUUAGUUAGACCACUUUGGUCUUUGGUACCUUUUAUUUGCAGCUAAUGAAGGUCCGGGGUUUAUGAAAGAUCAGCUAGGUAAAUUUUGUAGAUUGUUCUUCGGUGAACUCUUUGCUAAAAUUUGUAAAGUGAUAUUCAAAUUGUUGUAUCUUAACAAUAAUUAAGGCCUGAAAUUCGUCACACAAAUGAUGUGAAAUUGCUCAAAUAGUAGGGCUGUAGUAGUACCAUAAGCAUGUCUUACAACCAGCUCUCUCCUUCCCCCCCUGUGUGUGCCUUAUCCGCAGUGAUAAACUUGCGGAUCAGACUUAACAUAAAGUGAUAGCUCUUUAUUUUACUUGUGUCUGUGAAUCACAUCCGCACCUGAAUAUUUAAACGAACCCUAUUCUAGAAGUGUGGAUAUGAGCUAUGAAUUCACCCAAUCUAUAUAUAAAGCGUGAACUGUCCUGGUAAUUGCAACAUAUUGGAUAAAGACGGUAUGUGUUCUUGAUCUCAUUGAUACUGUUCUACGCGUUUAUCUGAGCUCUUAUGUCAUAUCUUCAGAGUCUUCUUGAGUAAAGUAUUAGAUUAAAAAAAUGCCUUUACUAGGAAAAACUUUGCAUAUGCAACUAUGAGUUUUUGCUAUUCGGGAUCUACCAUCGAAUCUCGCCUUGGUUUGCAUUUAUGAAUGGAAAAAUGAAACACUCUGUGCAUAUAUGCAACUUCAAGUUUCAGCUGAUUCGUGGCUUCCUAUAUUGUAUCUGGUGGCUAGCUCACUGGAGGUGGCAACAGCAGUGUUAAACAUAUUUUUCGGUCACUUGAUUUUAGAUAGGCAGUAGAUCAGAAAUUUACUAGUGAGAGUGUGCUCUUGCUGACCUUUUGUGCUCCAUAAUGUCAGAAGUCUUUUAUACUUGUUAACAUGGACGUAAAAACAGUGUUUCAGAAAACUUCUCUCCUUUCUGUAAUCAACUCAUCCUAUCUUCUCUAUCAUUUAGUAGGUAUUUAUAGUAAGGAUAUCAUGGUCAUUUUCUCUUGGUGUUCACCUUGUUAAUCCUUGUGGCCAUGUUAGGCAAGAAUGCAGGCAAGACAGAAAUGUCCAGAUGCAUUCAUGUAAUUGUGCAUGUAGAUUUCUCUUAAGCUUUCCAGUUGAGCAAUCUGGAUGAACCACUGAUCGGUACCCAUAUCUUUUGUUCAGUUUUUCUUUCUUUUCCUGGUUUACUUUUAUCACUUUUUGUUGAAUGGAUGUUAUGUCUCCUGCAGAGUAACUUAAGAUAAGCAUUGGACUCUGUCUGUAACUUAAGAUUGACUAGAUAGAUCUAAGACUCCAAAGCAUAAAGUGAUGGGUCGAGAUAAGCUUAAUUAUGGAUAGCCUGGAACAAUCAUAUGACUUACACGUAGAUGUCUACAACUUCACACUGAAGAUGCAUUAGCACAGUGGUUCAACCAAGGAGUCCUUGUGGCAAGCAAUUGUCAUGCAUAUCUGAAAUUGGAACCACUGUUACAUUUUUCACAUUCUACAGAGUUCAUAUGAUAGUUUUGCUCUUUGCAGGUAAGCAUAAUUAGAAAUUAAGAAUAUUACAUCUGAACUAGUAAGAGGCUGUAUGUUUGUCAGAGAAUUUCAGUGACAACCAUGGGUUCGAAUUGAAAUAAAAAGGGACUAACCAGGUGAUUUUGUAUUAAGAAGGAAAUACCCACCCAAAUUUUUCGCGAAGUUGACUCAAAAUUGGGUGGUGAAUGGUCAGCAUAUAUCGUGUAAACCUGCACCUCUGGCGACUGAGCAAAUCUUGAUUCCUGGAAAUCAUUGGUUCCUCCACCAUGAUAUUGGCUUCUCAUAGAAGCAACCACAGCCAUUAAGUCGACAUUCUUUUUUUAUGAAACGGAGGGGUUGCCCAUUAUAUGUUAAUAUUAAAAAAGAGAAGACACAAAUAAAAAGAAGAAGCACAAAAAGAAAAACAGAAAGAGUCCAUAUGUCUAAUUUUGUAUGCCACAGAAGUCAUGUUACUUCUCAUUAUCGGCAAAUCCAUAUUUAGGAAAAGGUCCUUCCUUCAAAUUAUUUUAAUGGAGUGCCCUGAUUAUGUUUAACCGUAUUACUUAAUCAGUCCUUUCCAUACUACACUGAUCAACAAGGUGUCAGCACGUAGUUGACUUGGCUACCAGCUGAGCUUGUGGAUGUCGGCACCAUAUGAAAGAAACAUGCAGUUUGUGGAGGAAGCAACACUCCUGGUUUAUAUAAUGCUUCAUAGAUAACUUGUUUAACUUAUUUUUGUGCCAAGAUUGCUUUUUGUCGACUAACCACUCAUUCAAGGGGUGCUUUACCCAGUAGGAUUGCUGUUGAUAGCCCAAGCAGUUCUAAGCUGACAAAUCAUCCUCCAAUUUGCGAGAUUGCUAUGGUUCACAUAAAGUGGUGGGGAUCAUAACAGAGCAACUAGGAAUAAACAUAGUGCGCAAAGAAUAUGUAACUGCUCCAUUUCCUUUGCAUUUAAGCUUAGAUGAAUCCUUUUUCUUUUUUUAAUAUUAGGUGCUGUUCUUAUCUUUCUUGUAGCUACAUCUAUGUGUUAAAUAAUGUUACUGUUGUCUGUAUAUUUUAUUCCAAAAUUGCUGUGUUUUCUCCUGGAUGCCGAAACAGUGUAGUUUACACAUGAAUCAAGUAAAUGAUUAGCUCAUCCAACAUGUUAUUUCCUGCAGUUAGGAGUCAUGUUUAUAUAAAAUGAAGAUAAAUUGUACCGAAUUUAUGGCAUGGUAGGUAUUUAUGUCUCUCUCACUUACUAGUUCAAUAAGUAUGGCUGUAUGUUAUAAAGAGAAAGGCACUGAAAAUGUGAAAACUUCUUUGCUACCGCACCAUUCACUUUGCAGGUGUUGUGAGUACGACCCUAACAUGUGUUUUGCAUGGACCAGUGCCUGACUCAGUUCCUGUGAAGUCAUGAACCCACUAAUGAAGGUCAAAUAGCUGAUUGCAGCCAGGAUUUUUCACAGCCGCACAUAAUGACCCUAUAGCUGGCUAGAAGCCUAAAAUAUUUUACAGCUGACUAGCAUAACCUUAGAGCUGGUUUGAAGAGGAUGUAACUGAUAGCUUCACAAAUUGGUCAGUAUAUAUUUAUCCCGUUCCAAUCGCCAUGCUUCUUUCCUUGAACCAGACAAACGUGAGUUCCCUUUUAUGCAAAUUCUAAUCUCCACGCUUUGCAUAUGUACUUCUUAUACAGUAUUAUCAGGCAGACAAGAGAUGGUGCUGCAUGUGGCCCUCUGAUUCCUAGAGAAACCCACUGAGAUGCAGCCCACUUGCCACAAGCAAAGAAGCUUCCAAUUGCGCACCUUCCAACCUUUACCAAAUGCUUUUUGUCUCAAUUGGCUGGCAGAGACGAAAGGGGCAAGGGCGAAAGAGGCAGCGUAUCGUAGCAUAUAAAAUAAUUCAGUAACCAAAUUAUUGCAGUCUCUAAAGAGCCUAUAAAUACUUCAGCACAUACCCAGCUUAUGAUUCUACCUGAGGCAGACUGGAAAGAAGAACAAACCUACGCAACUAGAUAGAGCUACAGAUUUGCACUUGCAGGAUUCUGAAGAAAGCUGGGUUUGUGCCCAAGAAGGACAUGGAGUACCCAAGGAGGACAUUACUGCACACUCCAUUCUCUGGGCAUCCCUCUGGUUCGAGCCAGCCACUUGAUGGAGCCGCGCCCACGGACGGUGGUGCUCCUGGAAGCAACUUCGACGCAAACGUCGUCAUGAUCCUGGCUGUUCUUCUCUGCGCACUGAUCUGCGCGCUCGGGCUCAAUUCAAUAGUCCGGUGCGCGCUGCGGUGCUCGAGCCGGACGGUGGUUGAUCCUGUGCCGAACCCAGUGACACGUUUGGCUCAGAGUGGGCUGAAGAGGAAGGCCCUACGAGCCAUGCCGAUCCUGGUCUACUCGGCUGGGCUGAAGCUCAAUGCUGCCAACCCGAUGUGCGCGAUCUGCCUCUCCGACUUUGAGGCUGGAGAGCAUGUCAGGGUCCUCUCCAAGUGCAACCAUGGGUUCCAUGUCAGGUGCAUCGACCGAUGGCUCUUGGCGCGGUCGACGUGCCCGACAUGCCGGCAGUCCCUGUUUGGAGCUCCACAGAAGGCCUCUGGCUGCUCUGAGGCGAGCAGGGUCGAGCCUGCGCCUUCCCGCUCUGUCCUCGUGCCGCUCAGACCUGAAGGUUUGGUCACUCCUUAUGAUUUUUAGAGUCGUCAGUUGCUUCUUUGUUGUUACAUGAAGGAUAAGAGGUUGGGAAGAGUAGAAACAAAAAAUUGUGAUCAUUAGAAUACUGCCAAUCUGGCUUGUACAUUGUUGCUGGAGAAAAAGAAAACUGUACAGAUUUCCUCAGUUUUCUAUUUGCCGUGUUGGUGCCAAAUUGUUGCUGGAGAAUGUGCCUUGGAAAAUGCCAGGUGCUAUGGGCCUUUUGUGAAUCACAUUUCAAUGUGAAUUUGGAAAAUGAAGUAAAGGGGAGAGGCAUGAUUGGCCGGAUUAAUCA